This is a messenger RNA of Hansenula anomala, 486 nucleotides long. RefSeq names its product glutathione peroxidase. Gene Ontology annotation, molecular function: glutathione peroxidase activity. Bases 1 to 486 code for a protein of 161 amino acids. The record is from RefSeq and is a predicted model, not a curated record. Lineage: Eukaryota; Fungi; Ascomycota; Saccharomycetes; Phaffomycetales; Wickerhamomycetaceae. Gene Ontology annotation, biological process: response to oxidative stress. The transcript has a single exon.
AUGUCCAAAUUCUAUGAACUAGCACCAGCUGAUAAAUCAGGUGAACCAUUCCCUUUCAAACAAUUGGAAGGCAAAGUUGUCAUUAUUGUUAAUGUUGCAUCAAAAUGUGGAUUCACACCACAAUAUAAAGAAUUGGAAGAAUUAUAUAAAGAUUAUAAAGAUCAAGGUUUAGUCAUUUUGGGGUUCCCUUGUAAUCAAUUUGGUCAUCAAGAAGCUGGUACACAAGAAGAGAUCCAAUCAUUUUGUCAAUUGAAUUAUGGUGUUACAUUCCCAAUUUUGAAAAAAAUUGAAGUUAAUGGUGUUAAUGCUGAUCCUGUUUAUAAUUAUUUGAAGAAUGAAAAAGCUGGGUUGUUAGGUUUCAGAGGGAUUAAAUGGAAUUUUGAAAAAUUUAUUAUUGAUAAAAAAGGUCAAGUUUAUGAACGUUAUUCAUCUUUAACAAAACCUUCAAGUUUGAAAGAAACUGUUGAGAAAUUAUUAAAGGAUUGA